CCUACCUAAAAAAGUGACGAAUUUCCUUAAAAUAAUAAAUAAAAAAAAGUGUGGAAUUCUCCCUUUUCCCUGCACUCUUGGCUCUUUCGUUAGCCGUAUCUCUUCUCUCUUCCGUCGCCGCUAAUCUUGUCCGCAGCGCCGACGAUAUCUCCUCUGCAGCAUCGACGCAAGAUCCCCGUCUCCCUCAAGCCUCCGCGGUCGCAGAGGAAAGCAGCCACCCUACCUUCCUAGCCGAUUUCAAGCCAUAAACCAAGCUCCUCCAUGAAUUCGGAAAAUUUCAGACACAUUGCAGUGGGAUCAAAAGAAAAUAACAUGUUCUCUGAAAGUGAUGAAGCGCAAGAGAUAUUGGGGAACAAUUGCCUUGAAGAUGUGACUUGGCUUUGUUCAUUGUCUGAAUCCGAGCUUGACAUGCUAAUUAGUUUGAAAAUGCUGGUAGUACAACGUGCAAAAAUAGUUGGAUAUGAUAAACUAGCUCACAAGUUUAACCUGAAGAUGCUUCGGGCUCUUGGGCUCAUUCUAAUGGAAUAUCUCAAAGAGAAAGUCAAGGACAUGUCACUUGUUCCAGACUUGGCCGAGUUGGCUGCAUUUAUAGAUUAUUCUAAUCUAUUAAAGUCUAGUGUUGAAAAUAUUUUGAGCGAAGAGGAGAUAAAAGAAUGUAUAGGGUCAAGAAAGAGACGCAGAAACAGAGGACUGAAAAAUGAGGCUGUGAGAAAUCAGAGCAAACGAAGGAAACGGAAGUGAAAACUAAUGAAGCGUAGCAAUUGAAAAGAAGCUCAAAUUUGUAAAGUCGCCUCCAAGCUAGAGGACUCGACUGAGCUUUUGGUAUGUUACUCGAGGCCCCCCUCGUCACAGAGAUGUUCAUUUUUAUUUAUUUAUUUAUUUUGUUGUCCGGCCAUACCCCAUUGGGAAACGGUGUAUCAAUUUUGAGAUGUGCUCUUCGCAUCAUCAUUCACCAUUGUAAAAAUCAUCACAUUGUUAUACAACAUGAGAGGUUCGUACCUUUUAUCUCAUAGUUUUUAAGAAUUUUUAACCGUUAUCUUUUCCAUUUUUAGUUGAUGCUGAUCCAAACAAGUUUAUUACUUAACACCAUAUCUUUA
This is a messenger RNA of Morus notabilis, 1097 nucleotides long. RefSeq lists its product as uncharacterized. The transcript has 5 exons. NCBI's taxonomy places the organism in Eukaryota, Viridiplantae, Streptophyta, Magnoliopsida, Rosales, Moraceae. The record is from RefSeq and is a predicted model, not a curated record. Bases 262 to 741 code for a protein of 159 amino acids.